AUUAUUCCUAAGUUUUCGCUCUGCUGACACCAGCUUUAAAGCAAUGUUUUAUUUAAGUUAGAUGUUUAUAUUAAAUCUAAUAUCUAAAAUCGCCAAUUAAGUAGUUAGAAUGAGAUAACAAAGUAUAAAACGACAUUUGUUAUUAUGUCUUUGCGUUCGUUAGUAUCGUUUUUUGUAAUUGUCGUGGUAGUGAUAAUAGGAGAUGUGCUGUGUAUUGGUAUACAACCUAAUAACAAUCACACGUGGAGCCAAAUAGCAACCAACAACAAUAACGCACCUUUACCUGGCCCUCAGUGGAACUCAAAUUUACAAUCUACAACCCCUUGGCCCGCUCUAGGCCAAAAGAGAAGUCAACAGCCAAAUCCCCCCCAGAAUGCCCGACCAAACAAUCAACCUAUGUGGGUGCGUCCAGACAACAGUCCCAAUUGGAUGAGAAAUACCCUCACUCCAUCCAGAGGCGUUGUCAACACGAAUUUCUUGAACAACGAAAGAGGGGGGAUUGCAAAUGUGAACAAUCAGAGGCCAAACUCGAAUAAACCUAGUCAAACAAAUAAAGCGGCUGUUCAACUUGUGAGCCAAAAUGGGCCAAAUCAAAGACCAACCUCGAAUAUACCUGGUCAGAAUCAAAUCGUGAAUUCUGGUCAGCCUGUUGGAGGUGGUGGAGGGAAUAGCAAUAGCAAUAAUAUGAAAGGUGUGGUUUCGGCAGGGUCCACGACGAGUAAUUCGGAUACGGCGAAUCAAAAUGUAAACCAGGGUUCGAGUAAUAAAAAGACUGGGGGAGACGUGGAGGAUUAUGAACUAAGGGAAUUCUCAGAGGAGCUUUUGUCGAAGGAUACCAAUAACGCGGCUAGAUUUGUUACUGUGAACUUGCAAGGAAUGACCACUUCUCGGUCCGCAAAUGAUGAAGCCCCCUUGCCACUGCUUUCUAUAGACAGUAAGGCGUAUUCCAUACCUUCCAUAGAAAAACUCAUGUUGCUCUACAACAAUUACAUCCUAGAAUCGAACCAGAAUGAAGUCUACACAGCUCAAGAAAAAAACGAAGAAAACGAUUUAUUGGAUACCAUAUUGUCCACACCAGUGAUGCAGCAUACUAGAAACUUUUUGAUUAAGAAAGGAAAGCUUGGGAAAGAUCCUAAAGAAUUCAAGGAUCUGCUGCGUGCUAUAUGGUUUGGAAUGUACUCUAGAGGACAAGGACGGAUAGGAUCCAGCGGGUUCGAACACGUAUUCCUCGCAGAACUGAAGAAUAGUCAAGUAUCAGGGUUACAUAAUUGGGUAUACUUUAACGAGGAGGAGAAGAACAAGAGGGCAAAUUAUUUGGGGUAUAUGAAGAAAAUCGACUUGGGAAAUAAAGGGUCCAUCCUAAAGUACCACUUUACAUUCCACGACGUUGAUAAACCUGUUGGGUCAAUGUUCAUUGGGACAAGUCCAGAAUUGGAGAUUGCCCUGUAUUCCACCUGUUACAUUCUUAGGGCCGACAAAAUAUGCCCAUUGAAAAUGAAUGGCAACAGAUUUAUCAUCAGAACGUUUACAUAUAGGUACAGAGGGAGGAACAUGAUAGGGAGCGCCUUUCCAGAAAUUUAAAAGUUUACAAUACUUGAUUUGUAUUCCAGAUAUUGCAGAUUUUAGUUAAUGCUAUAACUUAUGCUUAUAUAAUUCAGUUACAUUUUUCGAUAGUGGCGUUAUUAAAUUUCCUAAACUUUAAUACAGAUAUAAACUGUUAGGACAAUUGGAGAGUUCAAAUGUCAAGAUAAGUUUGCCCCAGUGUCAAAGAUAACUUAUUUUGUUCAGCUGAUUUUAAUACACAAAUAAAUAGUUAGCAUUAUUUUUAAUCUAUUUACAGUGUGGGUAGUUAAAAAUGUCCCUGUGUUUAUCUACCUGUAUUUUCGAUAUUAUUAAGUAAAUGUUUGUGUAAGUUUGUGUUUGAUAAAAUAAAUUUGGGUUUUGUAAAAAA
Anoplophora glabripennis (Asian longhorned beetle) is the source of this 1951-nucleotide messenger RNA. RefSeq names its product poly(U)-specific endoribonuclease homolog. Bases 145 to 1581 code for a protein of 478 amino acids. Gene Ontology annotation, molecular function: RNA endonuclease activity. The record is from RefSeq and is a predicted model, not a curated record. The transcript is spliced from 5 exons. NCBI's taxonomy places the organism in Eukaryota, Metazoa, Arthropoda, Insecta, Coleoptera, Cerambycidae.